Molecule: messenger RNA, 3056 nt
Organism: Stegodyphus dumicola
Lineage: Eukaryota; Metazoa; Arthropoda; Arachnida; Araneae; Eresidae
Product: cytochrome b5 reductase 4
Biological process (GO): superoxide metabolic process
Cellular component (GO): endoplasmic reticulum; cytoplasm
Molecular function (GO): cytochrome-b5 reductase activity, acting on NAD(P)H; heme binding
Source: RefSeq, a predicted model, not a curated record
ACGUCGAUGCUUGUCAAAAUUCAUAAUGUAACCCCCUCAAAAUUGAUUCUGACCCUAUUUCGACACAAAAAGUUUACUAAAUUAAGUCCUUCAGUGUUUUUACUUUUUUCUUUACUGUGGAAGGCAGUUACUCUUUUGUUAAAUUUAACAUUUGACACUAAAUUUUACCUCUUUGCGGAACCUUCUUUUUGGCGAUAAAAAUAAUUCUUUGAUGAUGUGAGUAUCACAGCUUUGGUGGGGAUAAAGGCAAUAAGCCUAUGUGCCUCGUAAUAGAACCCUUCCUUGGUCCUUGGCUAGUGAUUGGUUGUGAUAAAUUAGCGUAAGAAGUUUGGUUUAAAACAUGGCGCUGGUUUGUUUAGCUGUGUAAAAUGCAUUACAGAGAAAACUCUGUCACUCAGGUGUUGUGGAGUAUAGCAAGAUGAGUCUACGGUUAUUUCUUAUUUUUUGAAUUUAUUCUGUUGCAUAGUUUGAAGAAAUACCAUUUCACUUAUCGAAACUGGGGUGUCUGCAUACCAAAUUUGGGGUUGAUGACUUACCCCAUGUUCAGAAGGAAAAUUUUCAAGCGAAUGAGAAAUCCAGAUCACCAGCUAUGGAGUCCCAGUCAUCUAAGCUUUCUGUUCCUAUUUCAUCAUCUCCAGCUAAUUCUUCAGGUAGGAGUAAGGUAGCAUUAAAACCUGGACAUUCAUUGAUGGAUUGGAUACGAUUUACUCAUUCUUGUAAGGAUUUGGCUGCAACUGGUGGAAAAUGCUUGGAUGUAUCAUCUCGAGAGCUUGCAAAACAUAAUUCCAAGGAAGAUGCGUGGAUUGCCUUAAAAGGUAAAGUAUACAACAUAACCCAUUAUUUGGAAUAUCACCCUGGAGGCGAAGAUGAACUUAUGCGUGGAGCAGGAAGAGAUGCUACAGAUCUGUUCAAUCAAGUUCAUCGAUGGGUUAAUGCUGAAUCCAUGCUUCAAAAAUGUUUUGUUGGUGUAUUGAAGAAAUCAUGGUCCUUAGAUGUUCCUAGGUAUUUACCUAUUAGUGCUUUGAAAUUAAAGUAUAAAAGGCCUGCAAUUGUGCCUGAGAUUUUAGAUACACCUCCUGGUUCUCCUGGUGAAAUAGACGAAUUGUUUCAACCAACACGUAAAGGGAAAUUCGAAUGGUCUGUAACUAAUGAAGCUAAUAUAGAUGUAAAUUUUGUAAGUUAUAAAGAUGAAAAUACUGUCCGGAUCGUCAUUGACAAUUUAAAUGUUCUCUUCCCUGAAAUCAUUACUGAUUUAAUAAAAAACGUAUUAUUUAUUAAAAAGGAUAAUUCAGGUCCGCAGCUUCUAAAAAUUGAACUUCCCAGUGCUGUCCAAGAGGAAUAUGAUGUAAAAAUUUUAGAGGAAGAGAGAUUUUUAGAACUUUUGCUUUCAACGACCUCGAAGAAAUUAUGUUUUACAGACCCAUCACUUUGGAAAUGCACACCUUGUUAUGCAGUUGAUACAAAAAAUGAAUUUAUUUACUGGUCGUGCAAACUGAUUAACAGAACUCCUGUUACCCAUGAUACAUACCUAUUUACAUUUUUGCUACCUCCUGGAACAAGAAUGUGGAUUCCAGUUGGGUGUCAUGUACAUAUCAAAUGCAUUGUUAAAGGGAAAGAAAUUGUAAGAAGCUACACUCCUGUUCUUCCGUCGCUUGAUAGGACUCCAAAGCAUGCAGAUGGACGUCACAUAGUUCUUAUGAUAAAAAUAUAUCCAACUGGAACUUUGACCCCAGUAAUUGAUAAAUGUUUGAAAGGGGGAUAUAUGAUGCUAAGCAAUUAUUCUGGAAACUUUCCCGAAGAAUUACUUAAAAAUUCAGAAUCUAUUGUAAUGCUUGCAGCUGGAACUGGAAUCACCCCAAUGAUUAAAAUAAUUCAUUGGGUCAGCAUUAUGCAAGAUAAGAAAAGGACACUUUUAUUAUUAUUUUUCAACAAAACAGAGCAAGACAUCUUGUGGAGGAAGGAACUUGAAACUUUUAGCUUAACACAAGAAAAUUUUCAAAUUAUGCAUAUCUUAUCUGAUGCAACUGAACACUGGAAAGGGCUCAAUGGUAAAAUAUCUAAAAACAUACUUGAAAAGUUGUUACCACUGAAACGUCCUAACAAUGCUCUAUGUAUUUUAAUAUGUGGACCACUGCCAUUUACUGAAACUGCUUUAAGGUGUCUGGAAGGUGCUGACUAUGAUCAAGGAAGUAUUUAUGCUUUUACAGGCCAAUGAUUAAAUCAUUCUGGGUUACAUUUUUAAAGUUUUCAUAUGGUCAUUUAUUUCACAAGGAAAAACUGGACUAGGAUCUAACUAAAAGAUGAAGUUGGAAGCAUUAAAUCAGUUGCCAUAGCUUGAAUUUGAUGGAAUAUGUUACUCCUGAAAGGGGAUCUGUGUCAGUCUCCUUUAAAAUGCUUUUUUUGGGGGGGGGUAACAAAAGUAUCAGUCUGAAGUUGAGUUUUGCAUAGUUUUGACUGUAGAUUGGGAAACUAAUACAUUAAAAAUUUGAUUUACAAACUUUGAGGAUUUGCAAAAGUACCAUAAUAUUGUCAAAGUGCAUACCAGUACGAUUAAUGCUAUGAAUACAACUAGCAUCUCUGUCGCUUUCCUUUUGUUUUGGGGGUGGGUCAUUAUUUUCUAGCUAAAGUCUUGCACAUAAGUUUUUUUUUUUUUUUUUUUUUUUUUUUUUUUUUGUUUAAUCCAAAGUGUUUCAUAUGUAGUCAAACCUCAAUAACUCAAAAUUGAAGGGAACGAAAAAGAAAAUUAAACAGUCAAAAAUUCAAAUUAACAAACUUUUAACAAACUUGAAAAACACCUUUAAUUUUUUGUAAAUGUCCAUAUAAAUACAUUUAACAAAGCAAGGUUGAAAUUAUUGCAUAUAUUAAUGAUGAUAAUUGAUUUGAUUCUUAAGAAUAUUAAAGCAUAAUUAAACAAAGGAAAUUCAUAUUUUUAAGUGCAUGCUGCAUUACAAAAGUGCUGCUUAUAACAACAUAAAAUAAUCUCAUUUUAAUGGAGAAUUUCUGUCCUCGUCCACUUGAAAACAACUUCAUUUGUUAAUAUUUCUUUUCCACUUCAG